AUGCCAAGAGAAGCUUGUGAAUUUUGCCGACGUGCAAGAGCCCGACAUAAAACGAGGAAGAAAGCUGGAGUCUUUUGGUACAGUAGUCGAGGUAUGGAUCGUGCAGGUUGGAAGCGCAGGACAAGAUUUCGCCAGAAAUCAUCGGCGAUAUUUGCAGUGCGCGACAACAAACAUGGAACUAAUGAAGUUGAUAAGCAAGAUAAAUUUGAAAUUAAUCCUAGAUUGCAAGCUCUCGUGGACUUAUUUAAAAAAGAAGGUGAAGUCGAAGAAGUGCUUUCUCCGAAAGAUAGUGCAAGUAUUCUGUCCGGACCCAUAAAUGAUGUUGAAAUUAUUCCUGAUUCACUUCAGUCAUCUGUUUUGAAUAAUGCCACGAACGAGAUGUUAAAAGGAACAGUUCCAGUUGUCGAAUCAAGAUCAACAGAAAAACCUAGCUUAGUACACUUUAAGAUUUCUGAAACAACUCUUCAACAAUGUGCAGAUCUGUUAAAUUCACUCUCGACUCCCGAUCAAUGCAUGGAAAAUAGUUGA
This is a messenger RNA of Loa loa (African eye worm), 528 nucleotides long. RefSeq lists its product as hypothetical. Bases 1 to 528 code for a protein of 175 amino acids. The record is from RefSeq and is a predicted model, not a curated record. The transcript has 4 exons. Lineage: Eukaryota; Metazoa; Nematoda; Chromadorea; Rhabditida; Onchocercidae.